This is a messenger RNA of Synchiropus splendidus (mandarinfish), 1068 nucleotides long. Its product is annotated as prolactin-releasing peptide receptor-like. Gene Ontology annotation, biological process: G protein-coupled receptor signaling pathway. The record is from RefSeq and is a predicted model, not a curated record. Gene Ontology annotation, cellular component: plasma membrane; neuron projection. Gene Ontology annotation, molecular function: neuropeptide binding; neuropeptide Y receptor activity. NCBI's taxonomy places the organism in Eukaryota, Metazoa, Chordata, Actinopteri, Syngnathiformes, Callionymidae. The transcript has 2 exons. Bases 1 to 1068 code for a protein of 355 amino acids.
AUGGAGUCGAACCACAGCAGCCUCACCAAGAACACUUCAACUGCCCGACACACGGAGCCAGUAUACGAGGUUGCCGUGCAGAACGGCUCCACCAACGGCAGCACUCAGUUUGCAGAUGUGGCGCUGCUGCAGACCUUCAAGCCUCUCAUCAUCCCCUUCUACGUGCUGGUGCUGGUGGUCGGCAUCUCCGGGAAUUACCUGCUGGUCUAUGUCAUCUGCCGAACACGCAGGAUGCACAACGUCACCAACUUCUUCAUUGGGAACCUGGCCUUCUCUGACAUGCUCAUGUGCGUGACUUGUGUCCCCUUCACACUGGCCUACGCCUUCAACCCUCAUGGAUGGGUCUUCGGACGCACCUUGUGCUACCUGGUCUUCCUCAUUCAGCCAGUUACCGUCUACGUCUCGGUCUUCACACUCACAGCUAUUGCUGUUGACAGAUACUACGCGACGGUGCACCCGUUGAAGAAACGCACCACAGUGGUCACUUGCGUUGCAGUGUUGGCUGGAAUCUGGCUUCUGUCCUGUGUCCUGGUGGUGCCGGCCGUCAGCCACACCUACCACGUAGAGUUCAAAGAUGAAGGCUUCACCAUCUGUGAGGAGUUCUGGAUCGAUCAAGAGGCAGAAAGACGCGUUUACGCGUACAGCACCCUGCUAGUCACCUACGUUCUGCCCUUAUCGGCUGUUUUUGUCUCUUAUCUCUGCAUCACGGUCAAACUGAAAAAGUGUGUCGCUCCUGGUCACAGGUCACAAGGUCAGGCAGGGGUUCACCAAGCACGUAAGAAGAAAAUAUUUCGCCUGGUUGCUCUGCUGGUGACUGUGUUUGCAGUCUGCUGGCUGCCCAUCCAUGUGUUCAACGUGCUGCGAGACAUCGACAUCCACCUGAUCAACAAACGCUUCUUCUUGCUCAUCCAACUGCUCUGUCACCUGUGCGCCAUGAGCUCCUCCUGCUGCAACCCGUUUCUCUACGCGUGGCUCCAUGACCGCUUCCGCGCAGAGCUGAGGAAGCUGUUCAAAUGCCAUCGCCGCGUUGGAGACCCUGUCAAUCUCCGUGCAGGCAUGACCCUGUAA